AUGCCGUUCCCAACAGUGCCGGACGACAAGACCAGGGUGACACCGGCUCCCAUUCGUCCCAAAUCCGUCGGCAACAACCCUACUACGCCUGCCAUGGUCGCCACUCUCCGCCAGCUCACACAUAUCACCCCAGAGACGGUCAAGCCCGCCGUCGCCAAGCUCAGCGCGAUCGAAGAGUCGAAGCGCCUCGCAGCCUACACCGCCGUCGACAAGCAUGUCUUGCCCGAACACAAAUACAUCGGUAUCGGGUCAGGAUCAACCGUUCCGUACGUCGUCGAACGUAUCGUCGCGCAAGGUCCGGACGUGAACAGGGAUCGCGUUUUCAUCCCUACUGGCUUUCAAUCAAAGGAGCUCAUCGUCAAAGCGCAUCUGCAACUUGGCGAUGUCGACCAGUACCCAUCUCUCGACGUGACGAUUGACGGCGCAGACGAAGUUGACUCAGAUCUGAACUGUAUCAAGGGCGGAGGAGCCUGCCACUUGCGCGAGAAGGUCCUUGCAGAAGCCGCCAUGACAUGGAUCAUCGUCGCCGACUACCGCAAGAACUCGCAAGUCCUUGGAACAAACUACAAGAAAGGUGUACCAGUAGAAGUCGCGCCGUUCGCUUACGCGAAGUUGCUGGACAACUUGCACCAGCUCGGCUCACCAACAGCCGCACUACGCAUGGCAUCGCAGAAGGCUGGACCCAUUGUCACUGAUAACGGCAACUUCGUCAUCGACGCACCGUUCUCUGAGGAGCAGUUGAGGAACCCGCUCAUGCUGUUGACGCGCAUCAAGAUGUUGACCGGCGUCGUGGAAGUCGGACUCUUCUGCCAUAUGGCGAAGGCGGCGUACUUCGGAAACGAGGAUGGCAGCGUCAGUAUUAGGUGGAACGAUGGCAAGGUCGACAGCAUCGCGCCAACACUCCCUCCCUCGUCCGCUCCAUCCGACAUCGCCCAGAAGAAGCUCAACGGCUUAAUUCACCAUGCCAACGGUAUCGCAGCGGCGGCAUGA
Peniophora sp. CBMAI 1063 is the source of this 990-nucleotide messenger RNA. Lineage: Eukaryota; Fungi; Basidiomycota; Agaricomycetes; Russulales; Peniophoraceae. The record is from the annotation of a GenBank genome assembly.